This is a messenger RNA of Rhinopithecus roxellana (golden snub-nosed monkey), 398 nucleotides long. RefSeq names its product transition protein 1 (gene TNP1). Gene Ontology annotation, cellular component: male germ cell nucleus; nucleosome. Gene Ontology annotation, molecular function: DNA binding. The transcript is spliced from 2 exons. Bases 25 to 192 code for a protein of 55 amino acids. NCBI's taxonomy places the organism in Eukaryota, Metazoa, Chordata, Mammalia, Primates, Cercopithecidae. The record is from RefSeq and is a predicted model, not a curated record. Gene Ontology annotation, biological process: spermatogenesis; chromatin remodeling; spermatid nucleus elongation.
CCCCUCAUUUUGGCAGAACUUACCAUGUCGACCAGCCGCAAAUUAAAGAGUCAUGGCAUGAGGAGGAGCAAGAGCCGAUCUCCUCACAAGGGAGUCAAGAGAGGUGGCAGCAAAAGGAAAUACCGUAAGGGCAACCUGAAAAGUAGGAAACGGGGUGAUGAUGCCAAUCGCAAUUACCGCUCCCACUUGUGAGUCCCCAGCAGGCUCUGCCCUGGUGCACUUCACACAGCACCAGGCAGCAACAAGAACAGAAGGGGGACUGCCAAGGAGAACUGAUGUUAGAUCAAAGCCAGAGAGGAGCCUAUGGAAUGUGGAUCAAAUGCCAGUUGUGACGAAAUGAGGAAUGUAUAUGUUGGCUGUUUCUCCCCAACAUCUCAAUAAAACUUUGAAAGCAGAAA